Messenger RNA from Lycium barbarum (goji berry), 2453 nucleotides. RefSeq lists its product as uncharacterized. Gene Ontology annotation, molecular function: protein binding. The coding region runs from base 298 to 2358 and encodes 686 amino acids. NCBI's taxonomy places the organism in Eukaryota, Viridiplantae, Streptophyta, Magnoliopsida, Solanales, Solanaceae. Gene Ontology annotation, biological process: response to endoplasmic reticulum stress. The transcript is spliced from 11 exons. The record is from RefSeq and is a predicted model, not a curated record.
CUGACGAACGUGUCAGAGUCAGAGCAUGAUGGUCAAAACAUUCAAAAUUUGCUGUAAAAUCAGACAUUGAGUCCUUAAUUAUUAUUUUUUUAAAUUAAACUUAACAUGUUUAAAAAAUGUAAUUUAGCAAGUACAAUUUUUGUAUGUUAAAGAGUUUUAUAAUGUAUUUUGAACAAAUACUGGAAGAGUAUAGAAGUUACCACAAACUUUAGCGCUUUUUUCUUUUUGUUUCUCUACCAAACUUAUAAGGCUGGCUUUGUGGGUGCCUCACUGACAGUUCAUUCCAUAGCUGCCAGGAUGGGGGCAGGGAGAAGAACACAAACCUUUGUACCUGAUUCUGCAUCAUCAUUCCAGACAAAACACAGCGGAGGAUUUAGAUAUUUGACGAAAAAACAACUCGGUGGUGUCAUAUUUGGUUGCAAGGAUAAUACCAUGAAGGAGUGUAUACUUAAACAACUAUUUGGUUUGCCUGCUCCACAUUAUUCAUAUGUGAAGAACAUAGAUCCAGGUCUGCCACUGUUUUUGUUCAACUACAGCAAUAGGGAGCUUCAUGGCAUCUUUGAAGCAGCAAGCUCUGGAGAAAUGCAUAUCAAUCCGUAUGCUUGGACGUCAGACGGUUCUGGAAGAACACUAUUUCCUGCACAGGUUCAGAUUCGUGUCCGCAUGCAAUGCCGACCACUACCAGAAAAUCUGUUUAAACCUAUAAUUCUGGAUAACUAUUACAAAGAGAACCAUUUCUUAUUUGAGCUAGAUCAUGUUCAAGCUGGUAAAUUGAUCUCCAAGCUUUCAUCUCGCGCAUUUGUUCCAACCAGCUGCAUGCCACAGAAUGCAGCAAAAUGGAAAACUAUAAUACAAGGUUUACCAGCAAUUGGCAAUAGAGAAGAAAAUGGCUGUGCCGAGCCAGAAGACUGGAAAGAAAAGUUCACCAACUCACUUGAUUUGAAUGGCGAUUUUGGUGAGGGAGACAUUUUUCUUUGUUCUAGUGUCGGUAACCAGAAGCUGGAGGCGCCAUUAGAUAAUCAAGCAGAAUUAGAUGAUAAGGAUCUUAUCUACACGGAAUUUAGAGAAUUGGCCACUCGACACGAUGAAUGCUCAGGGGCCUCUAUAAAUGGGCAUGAAGAGGAAAGCACUAUUGCACUGAUGACUGCCACUAUUAAUGAUGUAAAGAUUGGGGAAGAAACUUUACAGGAAGCACAGAUACCGAGAGAGGAAAAGAAUGAAGAAAGCUCAUCUAACUUGGCUGUCUAUCCUGCUAUUAUAGCUCAGCUGCUUCAAGGAAUAGAAGAACUGAAAGCUUCUAGGGAAGAGCAAACUCAUAAGAUGUGCAGCUUGGAGCAGAAGCUGGCCGAUGCAGAAGAAGAGAUUAAGCAGUUAAAAUAUAGAUAUAUGAUGCCUGAGUCCUCAAAUCCAUCAUUUCAAUUGGCUGAUGAAACAGUAUUUGAGUCAGUUGAUCAAGUAGAGCUGGAUCCUGAGUCAAUCUUCCUUGUCGGAGGAUAUGAUGGGGUAUCGUGGUUAUCUACCUUGGAGUCAUACUCACUUUCAAAUGAUGUGCAAAAGUCUCUUAAGCCAAUGAGUUCAGUUCGAUCAUAUGCCUCAGUUGCAAAACUGUGUGGAGAGCUUUAUGUAUUUGGUGGUGGAACUGGAAGCUUGUGGUACGACACAGUUGAAUCAUAUAGUCCAGCAGAUAACGAGUGGACCCGACGUCCUUCCUUGAAUAAGAAAAAGGGGACUUUAGCUGGUGCUACUUUGAAGGACAAAAUUUUUGCAAUUGGUGGUGGAAAUGGGGUUGACUGCUUUUCAGAGGUCGAGAUGUAUGAUCCUGAAGUAGGCCGUUGGAUUACAACAAGGUCCAUGUGGCAGAAGCGAUUUUCUCUUGCUGCAGCCGAACUCAAUGGUGCAUUAUAUGCUGUUGGUGGAUAUGAUGGAAGCAAUUACCUGGCGACCGCUGAAAGAUUUGAUCCUAGAGAGCAUUCCUGGACAAAAAUUAAGAGUAUGAGUACGAGCAGAGGAUGCCAUGCAUUGGCUGCAUUGGAUGGGAAAUUAUACGCAGUUGGUGGGUAUGAUGGGUCUACAAUGGUUCCGAGCACUGAGAUAUAUGAUCCCCGUGUUGCAACAUGGAUGGUUGGGGAGCCAAUGAAGCACUCGAGAGGGUAUUCAGCGGCUGUUGUUCUACAGGAGUCCAUUUAUGUCAUUGGAGGGGUUCAAUCUGGUGAGGAAAUUACAGACGUGAUUGAAUGUUAUAAGGAGGGUCAAGGUUGGCAGACACCCAACUUGAAGGGAAUAGGGAAAAGGUGUUUCUGCUCAGCUAUAGUUUUAUCGGAAGACUGCUUUCGGAGUACAGAAGCUGCAUCUUCUUAGGCAUCCUUUGUUGGAUGAGUAAGUUUAUAUUUGCGAUUUGCAAUUGUGAGUAGUGUUACUUAUGUUUUUUGAAGCCUAAAAUCACGUUCUGGACA